Bicyclus anynana (squinting bush brown) is the source of this 962-nucleotide messenger RNA. RefSeq lists its product as uncharacterized. The record is from RefSeq and is a predicted model, not a curated record. The coding region runs from base 164 to 820 and encodes 218 amino acids. The transcript has 4 exons. NCBI's taxonomy places the organism in Eukaryota, Metazoa, Arthropoda, Insecta, Lepidoptera, Nymphalidae.
CAACACUGAUCGGCUUCUUGCUUUGCUGAUUGUUCACGGAAACAAGUAGAAUUAAAUUGAAGCGUUCCCUUUUUCGGUUAUUUUUUCACGGAUUUCUAAGUUUCUGGCGUUGUAAAACGCAUUAUCGAUUUUGUAUUUACAUUAAUCGCAGUUUGUACACAAGAUGCGUAAAAGAAAGUCACUCAAAAAAGCAGAAGAUGAAUCCGAUGCCUCCGAGCCAGGGGCUGAACCGGAAGAAUUUCAAGAUUCAGGAGAAGAUUGGACGCCGGAUGCCGACCCGGUGGAACAACCUGCUGGACGAGGGAGAAAACGUGCCAGUAAACCAACUGUAAACAACAAAAAGAAACGUAAAAACUCAACAACUGAAGAAAGUGAAGAAGAGGCAGAAGAGGAUGAAGAAGGUGAAGAUGAGGAGGGUGAACUGGACGAGGAAGAAGGUUCAGAUGAAGAGAAGAAUGGUUCCGACGGCAAUAAGUCUGACUCAAGUCAGUCAAAGGAUAUACCAAAGCAUUUUCAUUCUGGAAACUUUGUUUUGUUGAAGUCAGAUGUCAAAUGGGAAGGAGAAUCUGUGAUUUCCAAGCUGGAUGAAUUGAACUUGUGGAAAAUAGAUGGAAAAGCUUUAUUACAGAAAUUUAUACCUAUGGAAUCAAAUGGAAAAAUACUACACAAAUGUACUUGUGUGUAUUCAGGGUGGAAUGUUGACAACCGCGAGAAUUACUACCCUAUUACAGAAAUAUUGGACAGAAAUCCUCGUACUGACUCUAAGGAAAUAUGUGUAGCAUUAGAUCUUGAUGAUCUUAUCAAAGUGAAGGACAAGUGAAUCAUAAAAUUUUCUACUUAAUUCAAUUAGAUAAGUCUUAACAAAUGUUUUGAAAUAAAAUCUUUUUUUGGCACUUCAUUCCAGUUUACUUUGUAUUCAUUUUAUAAAAAUGGGGAUUAAAUGUUCAAUAAAGUAAUUAAAA